GCCAUUCGUCCCUUUGACAUCGCCACCAUCACUUCUCGGCACUGAGGCUGGCGCAACAUCAGCACGGUCAUGGUCACUACGGGCAGCUCAAUUGGCCCUCAUGACUCAGCCACAGGUGCAGGCGAUGUAGUCUCGUCCAGUCUCAGAUCGUGGGACCAAGGAGGAAGAGAACAACUCUACGCAGCCUUCCAGUCAGCUUCUAACGACUCCCCCGACAAUGCCGUCUCUCCCGUCCUCGUUCACCUCCUCGGCGCUCUACUCUCAUCCCACGUCCUCUCACCGCAGCUCUCCGUGCAAGACUUCCGAUCCCUUUUCGAAGCAAUCUCACCACCGCGAGACGACGCCGACAAGGCCGAUGCAAGCGAAGUCAGCAACAGCCCAGGGCCCAGCCGUCAUGCCUCUGCUACGCCAGUACCAUCAGCUCCGCAGGCUCCCAUCCUCUCGUCAUACUUCUCGAACUCCCUCCUCGACGUCAUCUGGGCAGUUGAUGUCGAGAUUGACAUGCGCAGAGAUGCUGCAGGACUGACUCCUUCAGAUGUAAAGGGGAAGGCAACGUCGCCUGCCCAAGAGGCAGAGACAGCAAAGACGAGGCUGGCAGACUUGGUCGCUGGACUCAUCACCUCAAACCACCUUGCCCGCAUCGCGGUGGCCGAACGCCUCGAUGUUCCCCUCCUUGUUGCCAUCGGCCUCGUGUCUGACGAGGCCGACUUCAACCGUAAGGGAGUUCGAAUCAACACCGCCAAUCUCUACAAGCAGCAGAAGUUCAAUCUGCUGCGUGAGGAAAAUGAAGGUUACUCGGGAUUGAUGAAUGAGAUCCUCGGUGGGAUGGGUCCGCCGAUCACGGUCUUGUACGACGUCUCCUCCAUCGACGAGCCUCACAAUUGGCAAACGGCUCCCACACAAGUCGUUGAGCAAGAGCGGCCUGCAGAGCGCAAUCGACGCGUACGAGCAGUCAUGCGAAACAUCUCUGCACUCAUCGGCUACUUUGACCUUGAUCCCAAUCGCGUUCUCGACAUCAUCCUUGACCUCUUUUCCACAAACGUCACGCUGCAUUGGCCCUUCUUCCUGGCUUUGCUUUGGGCCUCGCCAUGGGCCAGAGGAAGAAAGCGCGCCCAGCAGCAGCAGCAGGAUGGAGCGGACGCUAUGGACGUUGAUGAGACGCUUGAGAUUGCCGGCAUUCCCAUUCGUAUCGACAAGGCCUGGGGCAAUCAUACCUGCGCGCAGCUGGUGGGCUUCAAAUUCGACUACUACCGCCAACAAGACACCCGCGAGGACGUUCCAGUCGACCUGUACACUAUGAGCGCCCUGCUCAUACAACACGGCUUUGUCCGGUUCGCCGACCUCUGGCCUCACCUCUCUCCAGACGAAGAAGGGAUGAAGAAGCUCUCAACUGCCUACACGACUUCGCUCAAGGACAAGGCUAAUAGCGCCCGCAGCAAUGCGCUGACUAUGGCUGCUCCACUGGCUGACGAUGAAGGGGGCGCUGCAGCCGGCGACGCGACGAAAGCAGCCGCAGAGGCUGCGGCGGCCGCUGCAGCAGUCAAAGAGCCGCCGAAUCAAGUACUCGGCCUGCUCAAAGCUCUUCUCGCCACCGGCCAGCUAGACUAUUCUCUUUUCAUCCUUGCGCUACAUCCAUGGCUAAUCGGUGCAUUCCCAGAGGUGGCCGACCUGCUCAUUCGCCUUGUCAAAGAGGCCAUUAGGCCGGUAUAUGAGCCCAUGUCCAGUGCCAGUCAAGUUUCCAUCCUGGCCGAGGAAGCCUCCAACGCGGCAAGACCACGCUACGACACGAGAAAUCAGGCAGUGCUCCCCCUGUCCCCUCCUCGUCUCUACGCUACAUCGCUGGCUCCCGAGCCUCCUGCGACGGCGACCUCCCGCUUUGUCUUUGCUUUCGGCGACUGUUGGAAGAAGCAGCUACCCAUCUGCACCAAAAGUGCAGACCUCGUUAAGACCCUCGUGCCCUUGCUUCGCGUCUUGGGCGUCGCUCUGCAUCGUGACUUCGAGCUCUUCCAGCAAAUUUGUCGCCUCGGCCGCGUCCAACUCAAGGCCGCCAACCUCGACGAGGACAUUAAAGGCGCCUGGCUGGAGAUCGUUCGCUUCCACCUGUUCCCCGCCCUGUCCCUCACCGCGGGCAAUUCAGGUCUGCUCAACGAGCUCUGGAGCCUUCUCAAGACCCUCAGCUACACGGAGCGCUUCAGCCUGUACGGCGAGUGGAAGAACGAGCUCUACAGGCGGCCAGAGGUGCGCUUCCGGCAACUCGAGACGGAGAAGGAAGCCCGGGGCAUCCUGAAGCGUAUUAGCAAGGACAAUCUUAAGCUCUCUGGCCGAGCACUAGCAAAGGCGUCGCACGCCAAUCCGCUCAUCUUCUUCACUGUGGCUCUGAAUCAGGUGCAAGUCUACGACAACAUGAUCCCGCACAUCGCAGAAUGCGCCAAGUACCUCACCAUCUUCGAGUACGACGUCUUCUCUUUCAAUCUUAUCGACGCGCUCAGUAAUCCAGAGAAGGAGCGCACCAAGCAGGACGGGCAGAACAUCUCUCUCUGGCUGAAGAGUCUAGCCUCCUUCACUGGAACUCUAUACCGCCGCUACGCAAUGAUGGAUCCCGUUCCCGUGCUGCAGUACAUCUGCAAUCAGCUCAAAGCGAACAACUCCAAAGACCUGGUGAUCAUUAGCGAGCUCAUCCUGAAAAUGUCUGGCAUUGAGCCGCUGGCCAACCUGGCGGACAACCAGAUCGCCGCACUCAGCGGCGGACGCUUGCUUCGCAUGGAGGCUAUGAUGGUUGCCACUGCCGGACCAGGAACAGCAGCUCGUCGCGACAUCCGCCGUACAGGGGCGAGACUCAUGGACUCUCUGCGGGAGAGUCGUCUCGCUGUCGCUCUACUUAUCCUGAUAGCGCAGCAACGCCAAGUGUGUGUGCAUCUUGUGCCCGAGCCCGAGGCACACCUCCGCUACCUGGCCAAUUUGGCCGACAACUGUCAAGAGGUCCUCUUCCAGUAUGUCGAGUUCCUAUACAGCCAGCUGGAGCCCGGAGCGUACGCCGAUUUGAUUCCCAGCACACGUUCACUAUGUGAGCGCUUCAGCAUUGAGCCAGCAAUCGCUUUCCAUAUCGCUAGGCCGAGGCUGCUGCACUCUAUGAAGGUGGCGGACGAUAAGGAUGCCGAGGAGAAGUUGAGGGCCGAGCUGAUGAAGGGGAAGGCAAGGGCUGCUCAGGCGAAGAAGGGAAGUGAAGGGAAGGAAGGAGACGUCAAAAAGGAGGGCGACGAGGGCAACAGUGAAGUGAAGAAGGAAAGCACGGAUGGGGACGUGGAGAUGGGGGAUGUCGCCAAGGCGGAGGAGAGUGACACACCGGAGGAAGAUGCAAAGACCACACCCGCUGCCACGCCUAUCCCCAUUUGGCGUAAAGGCCUCUCUGAAGCAGUUGAAGCAGCCGACGCCAUCCUCUCAGACGAGUCGAAGCGUGUGAUGGGCAAACACUUCUUCGCCACCUUCUGGCAGCUCUCACUCGCCGAUAUCCAAGUCCCGUCGGAGCGCUACGAGCAAGAGAUGCGCACCGUUCAGCGCCUGCUCAAAGCGGCGGACACCGGUGGAGAAAGGAAGAGUAACGCGUUCCUUCAGCAUCAAGACUCUCUCGACCAGCUACGCGCAGAGCUCAAGGCUCGCACUCUUGCCCACCAGGCGACAAGAAGGCGUCUCCUGCAGGAGAAGGACCACUGGUUCCCACACAAUGAGGGCACGACUCGCCCGCUCCUGGUUCAGCAGCUCAUUCAGCACUGCCUCAUCCCACGAGCACUACUCUCCCCCACGGAUGCUAUGUUCGCCGCGAAAUUUAUUCGCCUCAUGCACCUCCACGGCACACGCAACUUCCCCACGGUCACUCUGUACGAUCGUCUCUUCAUCGAGCACGUCGCGCCCAUCAUCUUCUCCUCCACUGAAAAUGAGGCAAACAGCUAUGCCCGCUUCCUGCAGGUGUUGCUGGACGACUUGGCACCGUGGUAUAAGUCGGAAGAACUCUACACCAAAGAAGUCAUCGGCGAAAAGCUUCCAGGCUUUCAGAUGCGUUGGGGCUCGCGUCAAGGCGGCGAGGAGAUUCCGCAGGACGAGCUCCUUUCGCACUCCCAAUUCCGCAACGUGGUGCGCAAGUGGCACGACCAGCUCGCAAAGGCGUUCAAGCUUUGCCUCACUUCGGGCGACUUUAUGCGUAUCAGAAACGCAAUCGCUGUCAUGAACCGACUGGCACAACGCUUCCCCCUCUUCGAUGCGCAUGGGCGGGAGUUGAUCCAAGUGGUGGAAAAGUUGACCAAGGAGGAGACUCGCGGCUCGCUCAAGGUGCUGGGCCAGGGAUUGCUGGCCACGCUCAAGAAGUAUCAGAAGGAGUGGUUGGGCAAGCCGCAGCCCAAGAUUGAGCCAAAGGCUGUGCCGAAAGAGAACGAGGCCGAGCAGGCGGACAGGAAGGCGGACGAGGAAAAAGCGCAGAAGGGUACGACCAGUGCAGCAGAGGACGGAGCCGCGUCUACCGCACCAAAGUCCGAGCCCGCAGAGGCCUCUGCCACUACGAGCGCAUCGCCAUCAGAUCCAGCAGCCAAGGCGACCAACACUCCUGGCCCAGAAACCUCAGACCGACCACAGCGCCAGGCUGCUGUCUCGAAUGCAGCCUCCCCAAUCCCCACCGGCCCUUCAAAUGACCAGCGCAAAGCCUCAAUCCCGUCAAGCGGCCCACCCAAAGGGCCUUCCGCAGCGUCCAACAGCGGCAGGGGGUACGAGGGUAGCCCUCCCGCCCGUCCCGGAGCCGCUCUAUCUCGCACAGCGUCCAAUGGCGCUCAACAGUCUGCUCGCACAGCUCCUCGGGAUACCUCUUCUCGUCAAGGCAACGAGCGCCUCCCCCCAACCGGGCCGCGAGGGAAUCCCUCUCUCGCCUCAUCACGACCUAGCGAUGCCACAGCGACAAAAGACGACGACUCCCUGGCCACCGCUCGCCAAGCCGCUCUAGGCACCAUGAUGAAUCCACCGCAGGCCCCAGCGAGUACGUUGGGCGCUCAGGCUGCAAGGGAGAAGGGCACGCCUGGAAUUUCUGAGCGCGAGAGGGCCAAUGAGCGACCAUCGUCGCGUGACGAGAGGGACAGAGAGCAGCGAGACCGGGACCGGGACCGCCCCCGUGAUCGCGAUCGCGGGAGAGACAGUCGAGGCCCAAGCAGUGCUGCUCCUUCCCGCGGCAACUCGCCUUCUGCUACUCGAUCCUCAAGCCGUCGAGACGCUACGGAGAGAGGGGCAGCCACCACGGCCUCUCCGCGAGACACCACGCCUGCUCGAGAGAACGCCACAGCUGGUGGAGAGACGCGCGAUUCUGGUUGGGGCCCGAGGAGGGAGCGAGGGGAGAGAGAUAGGGAACGCGAGCGCGAUAAUCGGGAGCAAAGGGAGCGAGAGCGCGACCGAGACCAGCGAGACCGUGAUCGUGAUCGUGAUCGUGACCGAGAAAGAGACGACCGCCGUCGAGGCGGUGACAGUCGACGGUCGACCUCUGAUCGGUAUGGCAGCGAUCGUGGGCGUGGCGGUGCGGAUACGUCUCGCGACAGGGACCGAGAGCGGGAGCGCGACUCGAGGCGUUCAGGCGCAGCCUCAAAUCAGACGGCCGAAGAGGAGGCCACGGCCAACGCGUAUUCGCAGCGCAGCUCGAGGCGGGGUGAGCCUCCGCACGUGAGGGAUCGACGAGAGGCAGGCGACGAGGCUGCUCAUCAGCAGCGCAGCCAUGACCUGCCGCCGCCUCCUCAGCAGCAACAGCAACAGCAACGCACUCGUGAGCUCUUUGGCAACGGUAAUGGCGCUUCCACGGGUCAAGGGCCGGCCUCGUCAGUGCCGCAGCGCGUCUGGGGCGAGCCGCAAGGCGCGACGUCGCCUGCCCCGCUGAGGGGCGAGCGAGAGGCGCAAGGAUCCCCCUCCGAUCGAGGAGCACCACCUUCUGGCCCUUCCAUCGCUGGCAGUAGUCGACGCAGCGAGCCCGGUGCAGCUUCCCAAUCGCAGUCCAUGUACCCACCAAGACGCGACGCACCUGCUCCCCCUGCUCCUCACGAGGCGGGCGAGGCCUCUCCUUCCACUGGCGGCGGUAGUCUUAAGCGCAGUCUGGCCGACCGCCUGGCGGGCGGGCCACCUGGAGAUGCUGCCAGUCCAGGCGGAUACAAUACCGGGCCAGGCGGACAGCGAUCUCGCCCUGCCUCUCGGGGUGGAUCACCUGCUUCUCCUUCUGUUCACACAGGUGGAGCUCAAGAGGGAGGACCAGAUGCGAAACGGCCGCGCAUGCAGCACGGGAACAGCGGCGGGCGAGGCGGAGGUGGGCGUUUCAGCAACGGGCGCAACAGCUUCGGCGGCGGUGGUGGUGGUGACGAGGAAGGCGCUGCUGGCGGAGGUGCUCGUUCAACAACGCCAACGGGACCCGCGGCGCGGGGGUCCAACUCGCCUGCCACGGGCGGUCAAGGCGGGGCCGCUGGAUCUGGGCUACUUCGCCAAGUCUCGAUCAGCGGGUCAGCAGCAAGGGAAAGGGAACGCGAGCGCCGUGAAGGGCGAGAAGGCCAGUACCACGCGCAGCCGCAAGGGCAACAGCAAGACGAAGGCUACCCUCGUCCGCAAGGUCAUCGUGGCGGUGGAGAAAGAAGGGGCAGCCAUAGACGCAAUGGCGGGAGAGGCGAUGGGGACAGGUUCAAGGAUCGAGCGAGGCGCAGGGCUGGCGAGGAGUGAGUAACGAAUCUGGAUGUACGUUAUGCGCAAUGGUCAUGAGGAUGCGAUCUGAGAUCGGUAGCAAGUGAGUGCAUGGGUGUAGAUGUGGAAUCUCGCUCAGCCACGGGCGUGAAGGGAUCGUUGCUCGUAGGUAUCGAAUGGGCGGGCGGAGAUACAAGGUGGGCGGCAGCGCGGCGGCGCAAGCACGGC
Molecule: messenger RNA, 6912 nt
Organism: Jaminaea rosea
Lineage: Eukaryota; Fungi; Basidiomycota; Exobasidiomycetes; Microstromatales
Exons: 2
Coding region: 70-6723 (2217 amino acids)
Biological process (GO): mRNA processing; mRNA export from nucleus
Cellular component (GO): THO complex part of transcription export complex
Molecular function (GO): mRNA binding
Source: RefSeq, a predicted model, not a curated record